CCAACCCCGGCACAUCCCGGCCACGGCCUCGAGCUCCCUCCAGCUCCUGGCCCUGCUGGCCCUCCCAGGUGGGUCCCGCCCCUUUUUCCAGCUGGCCACACCCACUUUGAGGCCCUCAACCAAUCAGGUUUGUCAUCCCCAUGUCCCCCUGUCCCCGCAGGGCUCCGGGCGGCCGUGACCCUGCUGGAGUGCGGGGGGGACCUCCAGCCCCCCGGGGGGUCCCUGCGCCUCCUCUGCCGAGGGGCCGGGUUCGAUUUCGGGAGUUUUGGUGCACAGUGGAUCCGCCAGAGACCCGGGCAGGGGCUGGAGUGGCUCGCGGGGAUUGACAGAAGUGGCAGCGCCGCGUACGCGCCGUCGCUCAAGGGCCGGUUCAGGAUCUCCAGGGACAACGGGCAGAGCUCGGUGACGCUGACCAUGACCGACCUCCGGGACGAGGAUUCCGGAUCCUAUUUCUGCGGGAAAUGUUCUUUUGCUGGUUGCAAUUACGAAGCUUAUGGUACUGACGUUGGUUUCGGCCCUGCCUUUGCUCUUGGGAUCCCAAAUGUCCCCAGAGCCCAGACCAUGCCCCAAACCUCCCCCAUGGACUCAGCUCGGAAUCCUCUGUCCCCAUCGGCCCCAAGGGCCAGCACUGACCCCAAACCCUCGCCUGCUCCUGCCCCAAACUCAACCACUGGCCCCAAACCUUCACCCCCAGCCCCAGUUCUGGCCUCCUCCAAUCAGGGCUGGGGGAGCUGGGGGAGAUUGGGGUGAAAUGGGCAAAAAUUG
Molecule: messenger RNA, 765 nt
Organism: Haemorhous mexicanus (house finch)
Lineage: Eukaryota; Metazoa; Chordata; Aves; Passeriformes; Fringillidae
Product: immunoglobulin alpha-2 heavy chain-like
Biological process (GO): phagocytosis, engulfment; innate immune response; positive regulation of B cell activation
Cellular component (GO): blood microparticle; external side of plasma membrane; immunoglobulin complex, circulating
Molecular function (GO): antigen binding; immunoglobulin receptor binding
Source: RefSeq, a predicted model, not a curated record